This is a messenger RNA of Glycine soja, 3596 nucleotides long. RefSeq lists its product as uncharacterized. Bases 219 to 3380 code for a protein of 1053 amino acids. Gene Ontology annotation, cellular component: cytoplasm; plasma membrane. NCBI's taxonomy places the organism in Eukaryota, Viridiplantae, Streptophyta, Magnoliopsida, Fabales, Fabaceae. The transcript has 24 exons. The record is from RefSeq and is a predicted model, not a curated record. Gene Ontology annotation, biological process: regulation of exocytosis. Gene Ontology annotation, molecular function: myosin II binding; GTPase activator activity; syntaxin binding.
AAUUUAUUGUCUUGUGGUAAGUUUUUUUGGUUUCGUCCAAUAUCCUAUAAGAGAAAGAGAAAGUGGAAUAAACAAACUGCUCAAGCACUGAACAACAACAACAACAACAACUCUCUCUGUUUUCGGUUAUCACAAAGCACAUUUGACAUCACUCACUCACUUUCUCUCUUCUCUUUUCUUCAUCCGUUCUACUCUCACUUCCGAUCCUUCAAUUAAUCAUGUUCAUAAAGAAGCUCGUGGAGAAAGCAUCCAUAAAGAUGCCUCUUGGAAAUUCAUUGGAUGGGUUAAAAGGUAGUGAUGUAGAUCCACGUUUGGUAUUUCAUCAAGGGGUACCAUCUGGUGGUGCCAAGUUUGCCUAUGACAAUAUUCAGAAGAUACUGGCCCUAUCUACCAAGGAUGGACGGAUUAAACUAUUUGGAGAGGAUAAUGCCCAAGUCCUACUUGAAUCUAAAGAGCCUGUGCCUAGCAAGUUUUUACUGUUCAUUCAGAACCAAGGCAUCCUUAUAAAUGUCACUUUCAAUAACCAUAUUGAGGUUUGGGACAUAGACAAGAAACUGUUGUCUGAUGUGUACAUUGUUAAGGAAGAAAUCACUUGUUUCUCAGUCAUUAAACAUAGCCUCUUUAUGUAUAUUGGAUUUUCUAAUGGCAAUAUUUCAGUUUUGAUGCUUGAUCAAGAACCAUGGCAUGUGGUACGUAUGAAAUACACCAUACCCCUUUCAGCUUCUUAUGGAAAUUCAACUGAAGAAUCUGACGAUACAGUGGUGACACACGUACUGCCUCAACCAGCAGCCGAGAGUCAGAGAGUUCUCAUAAUCUUUAGAAAUGGCCAAAUAAUAUUAUGGGAUAUUCGAGAAAUCAGAUCAAUUUUCAGAACUGGUGGGAAAAUAUUGCAGACAAGAUAUAAUGAAACAAGGAAGGUGUCUUCUGCUUGUUGGGUGUGUCCUUUUGGAAGUAAGGUGGUUGUAGGGUACAACAAUGGAGAGCUCUUCAUUUGGAGCAUCCCUUCUCUAAACACAGGAAAUAGUUUAGCAACUGAUUAUAAUAGUCAAAACACUCCUAUGUUCAAAUUUAAUUUAGGAUAUAAAUCAGACAAAACUUCUAUAGGAUCAGUAAAAUGGAUUUAUGCUGAAGGAAAGGCUAGUCGACUAUAUGUUAUGGGAGGUUCUGAUUAUGCCCCUUCAAACUUGUUGCAGGUAGUGUUGUUGAAUGAGCAUACAGAAUCUCGCACAAUUAAGAUGGGGCUUCAUUUGCCAGAAGGUUGUAUUGACAUGGAGAUCAUAUCAACCUCAAGCAAGCAUAGACAAAAUUAUUUCAUUUUGCUUGGGAAAUCAGGCCACGUAUAUCUAUAUGAUGAUAAUUUGAUUGAAAGGUAUCUACUGCAAAGCCAGUCUAAGUCCAGUCCUUCACUGCCAAAGGAAGUGGUUGUGAAGUUACCACUGGCAGAUUCAAACAUCACAACAGCAAAAUUCAUCUCCAACAAUUCCAAUUUUUUUAGUUCUGAAGAUGAGUAUUACAAUCAGCUGGUAAAGAAUUAUCCACCACUUGUUCCCAUUGAAACAAAUCUCAAAGAUGGGAUUAACUUCAGUUCUUCCAAUUUCACUGGAUUUUCAAACAUUAGAAACAUGUACAUAACUGGACACAGCAAUGGAGCCAUAAAUUUUUGGGAUGCAACAUGUCCCUUUUUCACCCCAAUUUUGCAAUUAAAGCAACAGAGUGAAAAUGAUUUUUCUUUAAGUGGUAUACCCUUGACGGAAUUAUAUUUUGAUAGCAACUCUCCACUCCUUUUUUCUGGUGACCAAAGUGGAAUGGUUCGUAUCUAUAGAUUCAAACCUGAACCAUAUGCCUCGAAUAGCUUCAUGUCCCUUACAGGAGGUACAAAGAAAGGGACCGAUCACGUAAUCCACAGUAUGAAACUUAUAAAGACUAGUGGUACUGUAAUUUGUAUGAACAUAGAUCACAGCUCAAGGCAUCUUGCUGUUGGUUCUGACCAAGGAAAUGUUUCAGUUAUCAACAUAGAUGGACCAUCUUUGUUAUAUCGGAAACAUAUUGCAAGUGAAAUUUCCACCGGUAUCAUCUCCCUGCAGUUCAAAACCUGCAGUUUGCAUGGUUUUGAGAAAAACAUUUUAGCAGUUGGAACAAAGGACUCGUCUGUUCUAACACUAGAUGGUGAAACUGGAAACACAUUGAGCAUUGGAACUAUUCAUCCUAAGAAGCCCUCUAAAGCUAUAUUUAUGCAGGUGUUGGAUGGACAAGGAGAACAAACCGCAGGAUCAGUUACAAAAGAUGGCUUAGAGUUGAAAGAAGGGAUUCAUAUUGAAGAUGCAACAGCAAAGCAGUUGUACAUUCUGCUGUGUUCUGAGAAGGCUUUGUAUGUCUAUUCUUUUGCACAUGCUGUACAGGGUGUUAAAAAGGUGCUUUACAAAAAGAAGUUUCAUUCCUCUUCCUGUUGCUGGGCAUCAACAAUUAACAGCCUCUCUGAUAUUCGUCUUAUACUCCUUUUCGCCAGUGGAAAAGUAGAAUUAAGGUCUUUCCCAGAGUUAACUCUAAUAGUGGAGACUUCAGUUAGAGGUUUCACUUAUUCACCUCCAAAAUUGAAGUCAUUUUCUGAUAGCCAGAUAUGUUGUUCAUCCAAAGGAGAUCUUGUUUUGGUGAAUGGUGACCAGGAAAUUUUUGUGGUCUCAUUGUUGGCCCAGAGGAAUAUUUUCAGGCUUUUGGACUCUGUUAGCUGCAUCUACAGGAAGGAAAGGAUGCCAUCACAAGAAGAGCUUGUUCCUGGCCCUGUCAUCCAUAAGGAAAAGAAAAGGGGUAUAUUCAGCUCUGUUAUCAAAGAUUUUACUAGCAGUAAAGAAAAGCAUGCACCCCUCUUGGAAAAGAAAGAUCCCAAAGAAAGUAUACGGGAACUCUCAGCAAUAUUCUCAAAUGCAAACUUUGCAUGUAAUGAUAAUGUUGAUAAGCCAACAAUGGAUGAAAAUCAGCUUGAAUUAAACAUAGAUGAUAUUGACCUAGAGGAUCAUGUAGAAAAACGCAAAGAACAAAGCAUAUUGGGAGCUCUUAAUAAGAAGAAAUUGGCUGGCACAUUUCAAUCUCUGAAAGGAAGAUUGAAAGAGAUGAAGGGAAACAACCAAAAAACAUCAGUUAAGGAAGGGCAACAGGAUCAAAAAGAUGGUGCGCUUGAUCAAAUUAAGAAGAAAUAUGGGUUUUCUUCUUCCUCCAAUGAAUCAGCCGUGGCAAAUCGGGCACAAGUCAAACUGCAUGAAAACAUAAGGAAAUUGCAGCAGGGUACCAACCUUCGUGCCACAGAGAUGCAAGAUAUAGCAAAAUCAUUUUCAUCAUUGGCCAAACAAGUGCUGCGAACUACUGAGCAGGAUAGACGAAGUUGAUAAAACCCAAUUAGUUAAUUUAUUAUACUUAGGUCACGAUUAUUUUAUUUUUAAAUUGCACAUAUAUUCUUUUUAAUAUUUUUAUACGUCAGUUUGUUCACAAUUAUGUUGAACUCACACUUCGUUUUACACUGACAGCGGCAUAGACUAUGCUGUCUGAAUAUUUUAGUUUUGGAAUUGAUACUGUGUUUAAAUGAAAUCUUUAUACCAGUGGAA